Aspergillus japonicus CBS 114.51 is the source of this 1914-nucleotide messenger RNA. RefSeq lists its product as uncharacterized. Gene Ontology annotation, biological process: lipid metabolic process. The transcript has 3 exons. Lineage: Eukaryota; Fungi; Ascomycota; Eurotiomycetes; Eurotiales; Aspergillaceae. Bases 498 to 1628 code for a protein of 376 amino acids. The record is from RefSeq and is a predicted model, not a curated record. Gene Ontology annotation, molecular function: phosphoric diester hydrolase activity.
GGCGGCCACAACUUGCCGUUUGUUCUCCAUCUUUUCAUGGCUUCCCAUGCUACCCAUGACAUCCCAACUGCUGUAUGGCCUGCCUAGACCUUCUGGCCCACUGUCAAUAAGCAGAUCGACGCAAGAUUCUAAACUCUCUUGACCCGUGCUCUGGUUGACUUACCACAUCCACGCCCCUGUCGUAGCUUGCUCAUUAUCCCUCUUUUUCUCUUCUAACCUGUCAGUCAAUAAAUAAAUGCGAGCCUCUUCUAUUGUUCCGCAAGUGGGGUCAUUGUUUCUUCUGGCUGCAUCAUUCCUAUACAUAUCUACUCUCAUCUUUAGCAUUGAAUUGUGACGGUUGUCUGACCGUCGAUAUCUGAUUUUGUUAUCCCUACGCUCCUCCAUCAAAUCUAUAGUUAUCGUCCUAUUCUCCUAGGUCAUUUUGCAGCGAUUUCCCUGCAUAUCUCUCCCCUUACACCUACAUACCAUAUCGCCCGAGAGUCGUCUGCACAACCACAAUGCGAGGACUGGGAAUUCUGGCCCUCGCCCCUCUAGCGGCUGCAAAAGCUCUGCAUUCGCGACAGACCGCAUGCAACAAUUCACCGUCACUGUGCUCCAAAUCCUAUGGUGAGAUUACUCAUCUAGGCGCACAUGAUAGUCCGUUUCUCCGGGAUGCAUCGACAGAUUACUCAACCUUUGGAGAUCAAUAUUACAACACGACCCUACAACUUGAGGCGGGCGUACGUCUCGUAACGGCGCAAGUGCACAAGUCAGAUUCGGAGUGGCACUUGUGUCAUACCAACUGUGACUAUCUAGAUGCAGGCAAGUUAAGCACAUGGCUAUCGGAGAUCAAAACAUGGUUGGACUCCAACCCCAAUGAUGUGGUCACGGUCCUGCUUGUCAACUCGGACGAUGCAACAGCAUCGGAUCUUCACUCGGAGUAUGAGACAGCGGGUAUUGGGAACUACACCUACACACCUACCUCACAGACCUCCGCGCCCAGCUCCUGGCCCACGCUACAGGAACUGAUCAACGACGGUACUCGGUUGUUGUCAUUUGUGGCAUCGCUAGACGCCUCGAACAAUACGGUGGCUCCAUACCUGAUGGAUGAGUUCACUUACCUUUGGGAGAACCCCUACGAUGUGACCUCGGCGUCAAAUUUCUCUUGUACACCCGACCGUCCAACGACCGUUAAAAAUGACUUGUCUGCUGCACUUUCUUCGAACCGGCUUCCCUUUAUGAAUCACUUUCUUUACCAGACCACCAUUCUCGACAUUGAGUACCCAAAUGUCAGCUAUGUGGGCACGACCAAUGCCCCUUCCGGCGGCACGGGCAAUCUCGGCGAUACUGCGAAGAAAUGUAAGAGUGACUACAACGGCCGUCAACCGACAUUUAUCCUGGUGGACUUCUUCAACAAGGGACCCGCCAUUUCAACUGUGGACAGUCUGAACAAUGUCACCGACGCCACCGGACGCGCCAACCUCACAUCGACUACUCAAACGAGCUCCGCCUCCACGUACUCAAAUGUGUUCAAGGGACUGGUAGAAACGGUUCAAAAGGCAAUGGACGGGGCGAAUCCCAGCAUGGGAGAAUGGAUCUGGGCCGGCGGGGACUGGGGCAGCUUGUUGGGCGGUGGGAUUGCUCUCUAAGUCUGUCGCGCGCUUCUUCCCCUCUGCCUUCUUCUUCGGUUGUCUUUUCCAUUCUUUGUCCUUGCGCAUUAGCAGCAUUGCAGUUCUCUCAUUGGCAUGCAUAAGUUCAAGCUCGGCGCUCCUCAAUCUUUGUGAUAUCUGGAUGAUUUUCAUGACGCUCCUUCGCUUUAUGAUAGUUGACAUUUUACUGCACAUAGAGACGGCGUUCUUUGUGAGGGAUCUUAACGACUUGUCAUUCCUUGUACUUAUAUAUAUGAGAAUACCUUCCUUAUCCAUCCAUCGGUAU